AAGCAUGUAAUGUAUUAUCUGUAAAAAAAUUAUUUUCUACAGUCAAAGAAGUAUCUAAUUUUGUGCGUGAUUCUCCCAAAAGAGUUGAUUUAUUUAAAAAAAAUAAAUAAAUGAAAUUUUGCCUUCAUCAAAAUCAGUUUUACUAGUAAAGUUGUGUGAAACUAGAUGGGUAGAAUUUCACGAGGCGAUUAUUCGGUUUUCCGAUAUGCUUAUACCUAUUGUACAAUUUUUGGAAGACAUGACAAUUAAUACGGAUGGAAAUAUACUUUCUAAAUGUAAUGAACUUCUUCAUUCAAUAUUGACUUUUGAAUUUAUUUUGGCCUUGGAAGUAGCAGUAGAAAUAUUGUCUUUGACUUUACUAAUAUCACGUAAAUUACAAGACCCUGGUUUGGAUUUGACUAAAUGCAUUGAAAUUAUACAGACUGUAUUAGAUGUUCUUAAAAACAAAAGACAAAAUGCAACAUUUAAUAACAUUUUUAAUCGAGCCGUAUCAAAAGCCGAAAAUUUAAAUAUUGAAGUUAAAACACCACGAAUAUGCAAACGACAAAUAAAUCGAUCAAACAACAUUACUUCAAGUCCUGAAGAAUAUUAUAAAAUUACGGUAUACUUCACAGUUUUGGACAAUUUCAUAACACCUAUUCAAUCCAAGUUUUUUGACAACCAAAAUCCAAUAUUAUUUAAAAUCCAACAACUGAUACCUUAUUAUUUACACAAUAAAUCUGAAGGACAUAUUAUAGAAGGUGCCACUUUUUAUGAAGCAGAUUUGCCUGAAUCCAUUGACGAAUUAAAAGGUGAAAUUGCAUUGUGGCAGCUGCAUUGGACUCAACAACCAGUAAAAAAGGAAAAAAUAAAUACAGCAAUAGAUGCAUUCAAAGAAACUGAAGAUGGGUAUUUUCCAAACAUUCGUCAACUUAUACUAAUUUUAGCAAUAUUACCAGUAACAACAUCGACAAGUGAGCGGCCUUUAGCUAAAACGCAUUAA
This is a messenger RNA of Aphis gossypii (cotton aphid), 982 nucleotides long. RefSeq names its product 52 kDa repressor of the inhibitor of the protein kinase-like. The transcript has 2 exons. The record is from RefSeq and is a predicted model, not a curated record. Bases 206 to 982 code for a protein of 258 amino acids. NCBI's taxonomy places the organism in Eukaryota, Metazoa, Arthropoda, Insecta, Hemiptera, Aphididae.